CUUCCGAGACAGACGCGGAAGUGUUAGAAAGCACCGGCAGCCGGUUCCAGUGCAAGGUUUCUGGCCCUGCUGUCCUCCUUGAGGACAUCCUGGAGAACUAGAUUCCUGCAGGCCCGAUUCCGCCAGAUCAGAGCAGACAAAACCGGAGCUCCUUCCCGCCCCUAGGUCUCGGAGCCGAUGUCGGCCGCAUCCUGGAGCCCCCGUAGUGGGGCCGGACCAUGAGCCUUUUGGUUUGCCUGGCCUCGUCGCCCCUGGCCCCGCUGCACUCCAGCAAGGCCAGGAUGAAAAAGCUCCCGAAGAAAAGCCAGAACGAGAAGUACCGGCUGAAGUACCUGCGGCUGCGAAAAGCGGCCAAGGCUACGGUGUUUGAAAAUGCUGCUAUUUGUGAUGAAAUCGCUCGUCUUGAGGAAAAAUUUCUUAAAGCAAAAGAAGAAAGAAGGUACUUGCUAAAGAAGCUCCUUCAACUUCAGGCUCUAACUGAAGGAGAAAUACAGGCUGCAGCUCCUUCCCACAGCUCCAGUUUGCCCCUGACUUAUGGUGUGGCCAGCUCUGUGGGAACUAUACAGGGAGCUGGACCCAUUUCUGGGCCCAGCACUGGGGCAGAGGAACCAUUUGGGAAGAAAUCCAAGAAGGAAAAAAAAGAAAAAGGCAAGGAAAACAGCAAACUGGAAGUUCUGAAGAAAACAUCCAAGAAAAAGAAAAUGGAGGGAGGUGCUCGCAAGCUGGUUCAGCCCAUUGCCCUGGAUCCCUCAGGACGGCCUGUGUUCCCCAUCGGACUAGGGGGUCUAACAGUAUAUAGCCUGGGGGAGAUCAUCACCGACCGACCUGGCUUCCAUGAUGAGAAUGCCAUCUACCCUGUGGGCUUCUGCAGUACUCAAGUUUACACCAGCAUGAGGUGCCCAGACCAGAAGUGUCUGUACACCUGCCAGAUCAAGGAUGGCGGUAUGCAGCCUCAGUUUGAAAUUGUUCCUGAAGAUGACCCCCAGAAUGUUAUUGUCGGCUCUUCUGCAGAUGCUUGUCAUGCAGAACUGCUCAGGAUGAUAAGUGCUACUAAGGGGGAACUAAUGCCUAACCUGCUUCCAUCUGGAGCUGACUUUUUUGGAUUUUCUCAUCCAACCAUUCACAACCUGAUCCAGAGUUGUCCUGGAGCUCGAAAAUGUGUCAAUUACCAGUGGGUGAAAUUUGAUGUAUGCAAACCUGGAGAGGGGCAGCUACCCCAGGGACUGUCAGAGAAUGAUGUAGCUGUGAGUUUUGAAGCCUUUCAGAGACAGACCUUUGAUGAAGAGCAUAAUGAUCCCAUUCUACCAGGAUCCUUGGAGCUCCCUGAGCUUCAGCCUGCAGCCUUUGUGUCAUCUUACCAGCCCAGGUUCCUGACACAGGGACCCUUGGUGGACACUCACCUGCAGCACCUGAAGUCUCCAUCACAGUGCAGCCCAGUUCAGCCUUCAGAUUGAACAAAGAGGGAUCAGAGCCCACAUCAUUUUCAUCAGGAUGGAUUUUUAACUUAAACUAAAAUUUAGAAUAUAUGGAAGAAGGCAUCAGUUCAGGAGUAAAGAAGACAUUAAUGCAUCUCGUCAUGAAGGUUCCUAUGGUGACAGGUUACCCUGAAAAAACUGUGUUGAUUUAUUUUUAGUAAUAAAUUUCUCUUGACAUUUUGCUCAUUA
Molecule: messenger RNA, 1664 nt
Organism: Sciurus carolinensis (gray squirrel)
Lineage: Eukaryota; Metazoa; Chordata; Mammalia; Rodentia; Sciuridae
Gene: Fyrd1
Product: transforming growth factor beta regulator 1
Exons: 9
Coding region: 219-1454 (411 amino acids)
Biological process (GO): regulation of cell cycle
Cellular component (GO): nucleus
Source: RefSeq, a predicted model, not a curated record